Molecule: messenger RNA, 600 nt
Organism: Apaloderma vittatum (bar-tailed trogon)
Lineage: Eukaryota; Metazoa; Chordata; Aves; Trogoniformes; Trogonidae
Product: tetraspanin-4-like
Exons: 6
Coding region: 1-552 (183 amino acids)
Cellular component (GO): membrane
Source: RefSeq, a predicted model, not a curated record
AUGGCUAAUCUCUGCGUAAAGCCAAAAGCAGCUUACGUGAUAAUUACAGUGGAAGCCCAGCGCCUGCUGUUCCAGAUCCACAAGGAAGUGCUCGCGUGGAAGGGUACGGGAGAUGCUGAGGGGUACUUGGUCGCAAUUAAAGACAUUGAGCUAAAAGGAAAUGCUAUCGACAAGUAUGCUCAGCGGGAUCUGAAGAAAGGGCUUCAUUUGUAUGGGACAGAGGGAAAUAUUGGCCUAACUAAUGCCUGGAGCAUCAUUCAAACAGAUUUCAGAUGCUGCGGAGUCUCCAACUACACGGACUGGUUUGAAGUGUACAACACGACCCGGGUGCCGGACUCCUGCUGCUUGGAAUUCAGUGAGAACUGUGGGCUCCACUCCCCAGGGACCUGGUGGAAAGCGCCUUGCUACGAAACAGUGAAAAUAUGGCUCCAGGAAAACUUACUAGCAGUGGGGAUCUUUGGAUUGUGCACAGCCAUGGUGCAGAUUCUCGGACUCACCUUUGCAAUGACCAUGUAUUGUCAGGUAGUCAAGGCAGACACCUACUGUGCGUAGAUACCAUUCCCGAUCUUUCUGCUCCUCCUCCAAAGGACACAGGAGAAA